This is a messenger RNA of Fusarium falciforme, 611 nucleotides long. RefSeq lists its product as hypothetical. Lineage: Eukaryota; Fungi; Ascomycota; Sordariomycetes; Hypocreales; Nectriaceae. The coding region runs from base 198 to 611 and encodes 137 amino acids. The transcript is spliced from 2 exons. The record is from RefSeq and is a predicted model, not a curated record.
UUAUACCGACCUUUUCUUUCGCUGCAUAUCGGAAUAUCAAGGGCUGAUAUCCCGACUGCCGAACCCCCACGACACAUCAGCACAUCAACGACCACCCUUGAAAUACUACCUGCUCUUCUUCACCCCGUUUCACUUCCUAGUGAGUUGUGAGAUUUCUCAGCAAUCAGCAAAUCUAAUUACCAAUAGAGCCAUCUCCCAUGCCCGCCCACAGAAGCCGCUUCGAGCCCGAGUACGACGCCCAGUCUGCCGAGAGCCUACUGGUCCUGGUCCAGCACCUGGACAUCGCCUCCAGUACCAUGGCGGCUAAGGAGCCCGCCUCCACCGAGCAAGCAAAGACCCUCGUCAACGACAUUGGGGAGUACCUGAUCCAGGCUGCCCAGGCCUGGGCCCAGCUUACCGACGCUCUGGCCGAGAGCCGGCAGAUCCACCAGGCCGUGCUGGACGCCCACGAGCAGGCCAGGGCCCAGAACCACCUGUCGGAUCUGUCGACGGUAGUGUCGAUGGAUUUGGAUCUCUCCAAGCUCAGCAAAAUCCGAGACUUGACGGCCCAGUUCUCUCGAGACGUCCAUCACGUUUGGCGGAAUGGUUCCGGGCGCGGAGGAAGUUCGUGA